Molecule: messenger RNA, 702 nt
Organism: Homo sapiens (human)
Lineage: Eukaryota; Metazoa; Chordata; Mammalia; Primates; Hominidae
Gene: FOXL3
Product: forkhead box L3
Exons: 3
Coding region: 1-702 (233 amino acids)
Biological process (GO): regulation of DNA-templated transcription
Cellular component (GO): nucleus
Molecular function (GO): DNA-binding transcription factor activity; sequence-specific DNA binding
Source: RefSeq, marked validated
AUGUUUGACAGCUCGCAGUAUCCCUACAACUGCUUCAAUUACGACGCCGACGACUACCCCGCCGGCAGCUCCGACGAAGACAAGAGGCUCACGCGGCCCGCGUACAGCUACAUCGCCUUGAUCGCCAUGGCCAUUCAGCAGAGCCCCGCGGGGAGGGUGACCCUGUCCGGCAUCUACGACUUCAUCAUGCGCAAAUUCCCCUAUUACCGCGCCAACCAGCGCGCCUGGCAGAACUCCAUCCGCCACAACCUGUCCCUCAACAGCUGCUUCGUCAAGGUGCCGCGGUCCGAGGGCCACGAGAAGGGCAAAGGCAACUACUGGACGUUCGCGGGCGGCUGCGAGUCGCUGCUGGACCUCUUCGAGAACGGCAACUACCGGCGGCGGCGGCGGCGGCGCGGCCCCAAGCGCGAGGGGCCGAGGGGUCCGCGCGCGGGGGGCGCCCAGGGGCCGUCGGGUCCGUCCGAGCCGCCCGCCGCUCAGGGGCGCCUGGCCCCGGACAGCGCUGGCGAGGGCGCCCCGGGCCGUGAGCCCCCCGCCAGCCCCGCUCCCCCGGGGAAGGAGCACCCCCGGGACCUCAAGUUCAGCAUCGACUACAUCCUGUCCUCCCCAGACCCCUUCCCUGGGCUCAAGCCGCCCUGCCUCGCACAAGAGGGCAGAUACCCGCGGCUGGAGAACGUGGGACUCCACUUUUGGACAAUGUGA